AAAAGUGAUUAAAACACAAUAACUAUAUAUUUUACAACGUUCCCACCGCGGAUUGGUUAAGUUCACACACGAUGGCCGAUGCAACGCCCGACGAUCUGUGGACACCGUACAAAUGUUUGCUGAACAAUGUGGAAAACUAUCUGCUUCCUUCGUCCGACUUUGCCGACACGUCGCAUGCCGCCAGCCUGGAAGCUUUGCUGCGGAAACACAAGCAGAACUUUAUUUCACUGCUGAAAAAUCCACCCAAGAACGGAAAAUGUCGAGAAGCGAUCAAACAGGGCAUUACGGAGGGUAUUACCCUGCCGGAGUUUGGUCACACCAUCCUGUCGAAAGAACUGGUCGACGAAAGUAUCAUCAUAUCGGACAUGUUCGACAUGAACGAGUAUGUGGCGCUGGAGCUGUUGUGUACGUCCCAGCAGCAAACGAUAAACCAUCCGGGUUUGACGCGCGGACUGGUGGCGGUGUUGCUGUACUACGAUGGACGGAAGUCUUUGGUGGCCAGCUUGAAGCAGUUGCUUAAAUCGCGUGCCGGUGUGUCGUGGUGUACGGACGCGCCACCGGAAGUGACACAAAUCGUUACCAGCUACACGGAUGGGUUGGUGGCGGACGGAUUGCUUGAGCGGAUCAUCGAUCUGCUGCAGGAGCUGGACAUUACGAAGGAGCUCGACAUUCUAACGACGAAUCGUGCCCUUGGACCACCGCGACAUCAUCGCCAGGUGUUAGAUUUGUUCGAGGAGAUCCGUUUCCUGUUGGCGCAGUGCAUUUACUACUAUGCCGCACAGUCCGGUUUGCCACGGAAUGCUACGAUGAAGUUGGUACAGUAUCUGCGUACCUACAAGUGUACCGAAUCGAGCGGUGGAAUUGACGACGUGACGGUGACACUGCAGAUGGGUUUGCUAUACGCACUGGAUCUAAGCGUACUGCAACGCCGGGAAGAUGGAGAGGAACUCGUCCGAAAGCUGCCCAUGAUCAAGGACGAUCUUUACAUCGAUUUCCUGAUGGAUGCCCUUUCGAACGGGUGGGAAAACGAUGGUCUCCACGCGCUAACUCUAUUCGCAUUCGGACUGUCAAUCGCAACUCUUCGACUCGCACCCCAGACGCUCGUCCAAGAUGCAUCUAAAAUGAUCGAUCAAGACGAACUGCUCGUAAACGGAGCCCUUCAGGGGAAAGUGUUCGAUUUUAUGUACUACACGUUCCUCGAGAGCGAACUCAUCUUUGACACGGAGUUCUUCUACCGACGUCUGCACACACUGUUGGCGGAUUUCAUCGAGCUGAUGCACUCGAAGGUGACGGAACUGCGUGGCCGGGCAGAUGAAACGGCACGAACGGUUCAGGUGUACCAGCAGCAAGGCAUCGAACCACCGACAAACCUCUGCCGGAACUUUGAAAUGCUCCUACUGUCCGUCGGAAAGCUGUACGGAAACGAUCGCCUACGUCUAAACCUUAGCAUGGAGUACUGGGGACCAACCGAGUUCGCACACAGCUUCCAAGGAACUCGCCUCUCAUCGCGAUCGGUCUGCUUGUUCAAGUUCAUCCGUCUGGCGGGAGAAUUACUGCCACCAACGCUGUUCAUUCCCUACCUCAAAAUGUUGGCCGGUCUUAGCUGUAAUCUACAAGCCGCCAGAAGUGCAUUUAAUCUCCUCAAGCAGGGAAGCGCUUAUUCGGGAAGCAGUACAGUGUCCUGGGAUCACUUUUUCAACUCCCUCAGCGAAUACUACUUUAAUCUGCGACAGGAGCAAAAUCCACAAUCCGAGACGGUAUAUCGAAAUCGUAUGAUCUGUAGAAGCAUUAGUCCCCAGGAAUUGCUCGGAUUGCAGGCUGUCCUGCAGGUCGUGCAAGCGGUCGCCCGACACGACGAACUAUCCCGCAUUGCGCUGUGCGAAAGCGACAAAUGGGCCCCGCUCAAUGUUCUCGUCGGACUGAUCAGUUGCUCCGUACCGAUUCAACUAAAGGCAGAAAUCGUCCGCACACUAGCCACUCUGGCCGGUAGUUUAGAAAAUGCCAUCAAACUCUGGCACAACCUGGAAGAUUCGCAAAUCAUCAACACCGUACCGUCGACAAGCAAUUUUAAAACGCGUGGCGUCAUCUCGGAACUGGAAGAGGUCGAAAGUCGGAAUGAAACGUUCCCGCUUACCCAAGCCAUGCUGGAUCUGCUGGCCGCUCUGAUGAGUACGGCCAUUCCGGAUGAUUUGGGUGAGGGUUCGCGUGCUCCCGGGAUUCAUCCUUACCUGUCGUACGUAGUAAAUACCGUGCUGCUGAGAUUGUUUAGUCGUAACUACAAGGAUGGCGCCGAAAAAUGGCAACUCGCGCAGAAAUGUCUCCAGAUCGUGUACAUGUUUGUGAACAGUUUCAACUUCAAUCCCGCCAACGCGAACCUUAUGAAAGAGCUGAAGGAAGGACGAACACCUCCAGCGUACCGGAUUAUGCUGCAGCUCAACACGAAGUCGGAUCUGCUCCGGUUCAUACUGCACAUCGUGGAUGAGUCGAUCGUUUGCUUCGACUCUUACACACCUUUUCCGGGCAAAGCUUCGCUCGAGGCUGCUUCCCUGCUUUGUCUUCAAAUAAUCGAAAAGGCCCUAAAUCUGCAAGAGGAAUUCUUCAACAUGCACCUCAGCACCCCAAGCCCGGUGAAUCUGAACGGCAUCAACAAACUUCUCCUGGGUGUAAAUCCUCGCAGCGGUACAGCGAAUCAUAUGCUGAACAUUAUGAAGCACAUAACCUACAGCAGCUGGCUGCCGGAGAACAGUCUUGUAGCACUACGCAUCCUCUCUAUCAUCAUGACCUUGCCGGACGUCAAUCAGCUCAUCCUCGGACUCGUCACCCAGACGGACGAGCUAAAGAAUGAAAUAAGGCAAGGAUUUGUGGAGUGUUUGGAAGCGGAUUUAAACGUAACGGAGGAAGCAGAACCACUGCCACUGAUGGAGCAGAUUAACGAAGCCGCCCUGAUACUCGGUGCCGGUGCGAUGGAAGAAGAAAUUACGGCUAAAGCUUCCACUACCUCAGAAACUUUCGUAACGACAAGCAUCAAGACGGCUGUCAUACAGCUAAUACAGGAGUGUUUGCAGCAACCAAUUGUACCGAAUUUGGCCCACUACCUGUUAGGGUUCAAUCUGGGGAAGGAUCUCCAUCUGACAAGUUUGCAGCAGCCGGGAAUAAUGAACUUUCCGAGUCAUUGUUCGAAAUCGCUCAUCACGCUGUUGGAUCGGCAUUUAGAGCACCUGAAAUCGGGAAACGUCCUCUCCACAAGCUACAACAAGCUGAUCGAGCACGCGUACCGUUUGCUGUACCAAAUUUGCCGCAACUACCACACGUCGGAAGUGUUUCUACGCUUUCUCCGCUCGUGCAACGAUUUCCUUUGCCGUCACACCACAUCGCUACCCUUCCCGGAUGCGAAAAAUCCGUUCCUACUAAAUCAGAUGACCUUCCUGCUGAAGGCGAUCGUGAUCGAGCUAAAACUAACGAGCGAACGCAAUCAAGCAACGCAGUUUGAAACGAUUUGUAAAAUACUGCUUAAAAUUAUAAACGCUCCAUCGAUCGAAGCGGUAACGACGGGAUUGGGUGAUUAUUAUACCAACACCAACAUUAGCUUCUCGAUCAAUGCAACGGCAGACAUGUCGACGACAGCGAUUGCCGCUACGAAAGAAUCGAGCGAAACGGCCAAACGGUUGUUGUGCAUAUUGCUGGAUUGUGUGGACUUUACGAUCAAGCAGCUGGAGGAACCUUCGUGGAACUAUUUCAACGCGGCCGUACUGCAUGAGUUGCUGCAAAGCUGUGAAACGCCUGUAUCGCAAAGCUCUCGUAUGCGACUGAUCGAUACACGGAAGUUGCAUGAUAUUUUAAGGGAUGAACUCGAUUCAAUCCAAACGAUCGCCACUGGGCAACGGGCACAUGUCGUGCAGGAAGUGAAAACGAUCCUCAAGUACGCGCUGCAGUUGAAUACGCAGCGUAGUUUGUGUUCUUCCACGAUAAAGUUCCUUGAAGCGUGGGGACAGGUGGCGGAGGUACUGGUAUGCGUCACCCCAACCAUGAUCAUGUCGCUCGACACGAAGCAAAUCAUCAUAACGGAGAUCCUGCAGAUAAUGCUCAGCAAGGCCGUACCGAAACAAAUCAUCCCGGAGUUGGCGAAUAUUGCUUCCUCGACCAUCUCGCUGCUGAUGGUGAAUUUGAGAAGCUGUUUCCUGCUAAAAUCGGAACAGAUGUCACUGCACAUGAUAUCGGAAAGGCAUCAGAAUGGAAGCAUGAACGGGACGAGCUUGUCUACAACCGGUACAAGAAAUGGUUUAAAUGGGGAAUUAAACAACAGCGCACAACAGCACCGCCAGGAAGCUGGAACUUACGUUUAUCUCGAGCGUGCCAAUGCGCUUAGCUUGAAGUUUAUCCUAAAAAAUAUCCUCGACUGGCUGCUGAUCAGCAGCGAUGGAUCGCCCCAGCUAAAGAUGAACCUGUACGUUGCCCUGCUCAACUACAUGUACAUCAUCAAGGGCAAUCGGGAUAGUCUCGAGCGUAGCCAAAAGCUGGAAAGCGAUAAGGAAGAAGUCGUUGGGUCGUUCCUGAACAAAACCAUCAGCAACGCGGGACGGAAACCAUUCGGUACGGAAACGGAAGACUACAAACAUUUGACGAUGAUAAUGGACAUUUUCCACUCGUUCGGCGACAAUCUGAUUGAUGUGAUCUGUCAGGACUGUACGACGGGGCACGAUAUUUGUAAAAUGUUGGCCAUGUCCUGCCUGGACAUGUUGCUCAGCAUGGAUGCAUCGAUUGGCAUAGUGGAGUUCAUCUCACGGCACGGAUAUCUGUCGCACAUUAUCAACAGUUUGCUGAAGAAGGAUGGUGAUCUUUGUCGGAUUUUGCAGACCAAUCCAAAUACCUUCCGGGCACUAUAUGUGUACGAGUCGAAGAUGGCACUAUUGACGCGUUUCGCUCGGUGCCAAAUCGGUGCACGGAUGCUGCUGGAGGAACACAUCCUUGGAGUGUUGGGCAGCAUGAAGGUAUACGAUCUUCAUCCGGACGUGCAGAUCCUGAAUGGGGCGAGCAUCCAGCAGCAAUCGUAUGCUUCGGCUAUGGCAGUCGCAGCUGCUGCUGCUUCUGCAUCACUUUCAUCCUCGUUUAUUCCUCCGGUUGAAGCACGGUUUCAGCAGAUCCUAUUUCCCGCGCUAAAUCUUUGCGAUGCGAUCCUAUCGACUUUGGGACACGAGAACAACUCGGCUCUGAGUCAGAUCAUUCACUUUUUCCUGUCGCACAGUGAUAUGAUUGAAACGGUGCUGCGUGCCGGUUCGCCCAGCAUGAACCUUGGACUGCUGAAAGAGUUGGCCGGUAUUACGAAUCUGAUCGCCCGGUCGGCGAAUCAGGAACUAUACGAACUAACCGAUCCGAACGCUAACCAAGCGUUCGGUAUGCAGCUGUACCGGAUGCAGAAGUUUAUGCUCGCCCUGCUGCCACGUUUUAUCGUUUCUGAGCAAAAUUUGAAAGAGCUCUACCAAAGCAGCAUGAUCAUGCAACCGUACGGUGCCGGUGGAAUGGGCAUUAGUAGCAGCGUUAACUUUAGCGCUGCGCAGGCCAGUGCCGCGAAUGGGAACGAUCAGAAGCAACGAUCGCAGUACGUGAAAUAUUUCCUCGAGGUAGCGGCCAAUCUUGCCCUGUACACACGCAACUGUAUCUCGAACCAUGUGGUUGAUCAUCGAACGAUCAAUGUACUGUUCUCGCCUCACUACAAUCCGGAUGGAACGACGGCGGGCCAUGGGACAACACCUACAAAGUCAGCUGGACCGGCGGCAUCGUUGGCGCUGAUGCGUCAGGAACCGCCGUUCCGUUCGUCGACAGAAACAUCCUCGACCGAUGUACCGCACAGUCUGUACGUCGUGAUUACGCAGCUUCGGUGUACGGUAGAGUUUUAUCACAAGGAGCGUAACAUGCUGGAAAGCUUGCAGCAACAGCGCAACUCACUGCCAAGUAUCGAUUUAGAUAAAAAUAUUCAAUUACAAUAUAACUUGCUAACCGAGCGUGUAAAUGCGAAACAGGAAGAGCUGCAGCGCAGUGUGUUCAUCAUCGAGCAUUAUCUGUACAUUCUGUGGGCGCAUUUGGACUUUUUCAUGCUGCGCGUUCUGCCCGUCAAUAAUCGCGUCGGAAGCUCAACCUUUACUGGGCACAACUUCCAAUCCGACCACACGGAUUCUAGCUGGCGGGUAUCGAAUGACGAUAUUAUCGCACUUAAAAAGACCCUCAUCGGUGUGUUUAAUGAAACUUUCUGCAAGCAGCUGAUCGAGAUGGAAGCGAAACAAUCAGAGAAAGGUUUUGUGGUGUCGUUCAUAAGACGAAUCAAACAAUCCAUACAGUUUGUGCCAGUGAAGUGA
Anopheles maculipalpis is the source of this 6350-nucleotide messenger RNA. It is a transcript of the gene Nup205, whose product is annotated as nuclear pore complex protein Nup205. Gene Ontology annotation, cellular component: nuclear pore; nuclear pore inner ring. NCBI's taxonomy places the organism in Eukaryota, Metazoa, Arthropoda, Insecta, Diptera, Culicidae. Bases 72 to 6350 code for a protein of 2092 amino acids. The record is from RefSeq and is a predicted model, not a curated record. The transcript is spliced from 5 exons. Gene Ontology annotation, biological process: nuclear pore organization. Gene Ontology annotation, molecular function: structural constituent of nuclear pore.